Molecule: messenger RNA, 2136 nt
Organism: Neltuma alba
Lineage: Eukaryota; Viridiplantae; Streptophyta; Magnoliopsida; Fabales; Fabaceae
Product: protein SIEVE ELEMENT OCCLUSION C-like
Exons: 7
Coding region: 18-2075 (685 amino acids)
Biological process (GO): phloem development
Source: RefSeq, a predicted model, not a curated record
UCUCCGUUGUUUUGACCAUGGAUCUCCUUAAAAGCCAAUCUCUCUGCUUGCUUUCAAAUUCAACCAUACAGGAUGAUAUUUUGAUGAAAAGGCUCCUCCUUACACAUGAUCCAGAUGGUCGUUGGCUGGAUUCUGAGACAAUGCUUCAUGCAGUGGGUAACAUCAUGUUUCAUGCUUCUUCGACACAAGGGAUUCCGGGUUUACAUUUUACCUCCAUUUCAAAGGAUGAUAUAUGCGAAAUUGAACUACUUGGUUGUACUGAACCAGUGGGAAGCAUUAUCAGAAAAGUUUCAUGCCUGAUAACGUCCAAAUGCUCUGUGGAAGGUGACAUCAAUUCAAAAACCAUGGGUUUGUUUGAUUUGUUAGAGAACUACAGAUGGGAUGCUAAAGUAGUUCUAGUUAUUGCUGCUUUUGCUGCAAAAUAUGGUGAAUUUUGUGGACUUGUGCAGUUAUACCAAUCCAAUGCAUUGGCGGUCUCAGUUACAAGGCUCAAGCAGCUACCCAUGGACCUAAGGUCACUGAAACCUCGAUUUAAGGCAUUGAGCUUGUUGGUUAAGACCAUGAUGGACGUGGCCAAGUGCAUCAUCAAGUUUGAGUCUCUCCCAAUUCUUUAUGCAAAGCAGGACAGCGACAUUCUCCAUGUAACAGAGUUUCAUAUUUACAUAGCUGUGUACUGGAUCACCAGAAGCAUUUUUACUUGCUUUUCUCAAGUCACGGAGUUCACAACCAAGAAACAUGAGCAAGUGUAUUCAGAUUCAACAAUACUUGCGGCUUGGGAGCUUUCAAGUUUGGCGUAUAGGUUAAGCAACAUAUACAAUGUUCUCAAAGGGGAGGUGGAUUUGUGUCACCAAGAAAUAGGUGGAAACUUGCAUAACAGGCUACUGAGUCUCACUGAUGAGAUCCAAAAUGAUAAUCAAGAAUUUCUCACUUUAUUAUUUCCAAUGAAGGACUACCUGCCACUAAAGGAUUGCUCAACACAAGAAAAAAUUGGUGUGUCUGAGCUUAAAAAAAAGAUUGUUGUGUUGCUGAUCUCAAAACCAGAGCAGCUCACACUGGAGCAAUCACUCUUGCUGGUUCAACAAACAUGUGAUCAUCCUUUGAAUGAGGAGUUGAGGGACAGCUAUAAGAUCAUCUGGAUCCCCCUUCCAUCUUCUGAUGGAUGGAUUGAUACUGAAGAAACCAGUUUUGAAAUUCUAUCAGAAUUCUUGCCUUGGUAUGCUAUUCGAAAGCCAAGGCUACUCAGUUCAGCAGUGGUGAAGUAUAUCAAAGAAGAAUGGAACUACAAGGAAGAGCCCCAAAUGGUAGUCCUAGAUUCAAAUGGCAAGGUUAUAAACUCUAAUGCAAUUGAUAUGAUCAAAAUAUGGGGACCUCGAGCUUAUCCCUUUUCAGCAUCGAAAGAGGCAGAGCUCUGGCAAGAUGAGAAUUUAACAAUGAAGCUACUGAUAGAUGAUAUAAACCCUUUGCUUGCUUAUUGGGUUAAAGAAGGCAAAGAUCUCUGCCUCUAUGGAAGUGACAACUUGGGGUGGAUUCGACAAUUCAAUGAUAAAAUAGAGGAGCUCAAACGACAAGGUCUGCAGCUGGAAACCAUAUAUGUUGGAACGAACCAGUCAGGUGAGCGUGUAAAAGAAAUAAUGAAAACACUUGCCACUGAAUAUAAUCCCGGCAAUUCACUUCUCUUCACGAAAUCACAAUUCUUUUGGCUUCGACUGGAGAGCAUGAGAAGGUCCAAAGUCAGACAGACAAGUUCUGAUCAAGUGCUAGCAGACCUGUCUGCAUUGCUAGACAUGAAUGAGAGAAAUGAAGGUUGGGUGAUGAUCGGCAGAGGGAGUUCAAGUGAUAUUAUAAGGCUUCAAGGAAGGCAGAUAAUGGAAUGCUUGGACAAAUAUGCAGAGUGGGGAGAUAAUGUGGAGACAUUGGGACUGGUGGAUGCGAUAAGGAAUUUCCUACAACCUCCAAGUGUCGAAGGGCCUUGUAGUCACUCUUACUUGGUUCAUUCCUCUCGAGCACAGAUUGAAGGAACUGUUGUUUGCGAUGUCUGCAAGCGUCCAAUGAAGAAGUAUGCUGUGUACGCGUGAAAACUGAAAGGAACUCUGAACGGGCCUGCCAUUUGUUGGAUUGAAAGUCAAUAUAUGCAUG